Messenger RNA from Odobenus rosmarus divergens (Pacific walrus), 2354 nucleotides. RefSeq names its product male germ cell-associated kinase (gene MAK). The transcript is spliced from 13 exons. The coding region runs from base 228 to 2102 and encodes 624 amino acids. The record is from RefSeq and is a predicted model, not a curated record. Gene Ontology annotation, biological process: protein phosphorylation; intracellular signal transduction; cilium assembly. Gene Ontology annotation, cellular component: cytoplasm; cilium; nucleus. Gene Ontology annotation, molecular function: protein serine/threonine kinase activity; ATP binding. Lineage: Eukaryota; Metazoa; Chordata; Mammalia; Carnivora; Odobenidae.
GGUGUUCAUAGGAAUGGAAGCACUGUUUCCUUGCCAGAUUCCUUAUCGCUAUAUCUCAUGAACCUACCUAAUCCUGGGGAAGAGCCUGCGUCUAAUGAUGACAAACCUGUCACCGGUGUAGCAACAACAGUCUGAGGGGAAAAAAACAAAAAUAAAGAAGCAUUUAAGUUUAUAUUCAAAAAAGAAGUCAUUUCAACCAGCAACUUCUGUGGCACUAUUUUUCCAAGAUGAACCGAUACACAACCAUGAAACAGUUGGGGGACGGCACUUAUGGGAGUGUGCUGAUGGGCAAGAGUAACGAAUCUGGGGAGCUGGUGGCCAUCAAAAGAAUGAAGAGAAAGUUCUAUUCCUGGGAUGAAUGUAUGAACUUGAGAGAAGUUAAGUCUCUGAAGAAACUUAAUCAUGCCAAUGUGAUUAAGCUAAAAGAAGUUAUCAGAGAAAAUGACCAUCUCUAUUUUAUAUUUGAAUAUAUGAAAGAAAACCUCUAUCAAUUAAUGAAAGACAGAAACAAGCUGUUCCCUGAGUCAGUCAUCAGAAAUAUUAUGUAUCAAAUAUUGCAGGGGCUGGCAUUUAUCCAUAAACAUGGUUUUUUUCAUAGGGAUAUGAAACCAGAAAACUUGCUUUGUAUGGGUCCAGAACUUAUAAAAAUCGCUGAUUUUGGACUUGCCAGAGAAUUAAGAUCACAGCCACCAUAUACUGAUUAUGUAUCUACCAGAUGGUAUCGUGCCCCUGAAGUUUUAUUAAGAUCUUCAGUUUAUAGCUCUCCCAUUGAUGUGUGGGCUGUUGGGAGCAUAAUGGCUGAACUAUAUACAUUAAGACCACUUUUCCCAGGGACAAGUGAGGUCGAUGAAAUCUUUAAGAUUUGCCAAGUUUUAGGGACUCCCAAAAAAAGUGACUGGCCAGAAGGGUACCAGCUUGCAUCCUCUAUGAACUUCCGUUUUCCCCAGUGUGUUCCUAUAAACUUAAAAACUCUUAUUCCCAAUGCCAGUAAUGAAGCUAUUCAGCUUAUGACUGAAAUGUUGAAUUGGGAUCCAAAGAAGCGACCAACAGCAAGUCAGGCAUUGAAACACCCGUAUUUUCAAGUUGGUCAAGUAUUAGGCCCUUCCUCACAUCAUCUGGAAUCAAAACAAUCUUUAAAUAAGCAGGUGCAACCACUAGAAUCAAAGCCAUCUUUAGGGGAUCUAGAAUCUAAGCCUCUGCUGGACAUAAACAAUCAGACGGUCAGACAGCCCCAGUCGAAAAACCGCCACCAGCCACUGCAGUCCAUCCAGCCUCCACAGAACACGAGUGUCCAGCCAGCGCCAAAGCAGCUGGGUCAACAGAAAGAGCCACAAACACUGUUUCCAAGUAUCGUCAGAAACAUGCCAACUAAGCCAAACGGCACACUGGGUCAUAAAAGUUCAAGGAGGCGUUGGGGUCAGACUGUGUUCAAGUCUGGAGAUAGCUCGGAAGAGUUUGAGGACUGUGAUCUUGGAGCCUCCCAUUCCAAGAAGCCAAGCAUGAGUGUAUUCAAAGAAAAGAGGAAAAAAGAUUCUCCAUUUCGGCUUCCAGAGUCGGUACCCUCAGGCUCCAACCACUCGGCAGCAGGGGAAAACAAGAGCUUACCUGCUGCUUUUUCCCUAAAAUCUGAUUCUGAACUGUCAACUGCCUCAACAGCCAAACAGUACUACUUGAAGCAAUCAAGAUACCUUCCAGGUGUAAAUCCCAAGAAUGUGUCCUUGGUAGCCAGUGGAAAGGACCUAAACCCAUAUACAUGGAGUAAUCAGUUAUUUCCUAAGUCAUUGGGACCCAUGGGGGCAGAACUUGCUUUCAAAAGGAGUAAUGCAGGAAAUCUUGGAAGUUAUGCUACUUACAACCAGUCAGGAUAUAUUCCUUCCUUUCUCAAAAAAGAAGUGGGGUCAGCUGGCCAGAGGAUACACUUCGCGCCGCUCGGUGCAACCACCUCAGAAUAUACCUGGAACACAAAACCUGGUCGGAGUCAGUUUUCAGGACCUACUUACAAACCUACAGCCAAGAAUCUAAAUAUCGUGAACCGUGCACAGCCAGUUCAUUCGGUGCAUGGAAGGACAGACUGGGUGGCCAAGUACGGCGGCCACCGGUAGGAGUCUCAUGUGAAGCCCGACAGCAUUGCUCCAUGGAAUCCAUGCAAGUCCCCUGACCCUGGGAAAUGUCUACAGAUGUCUAUUUCUACUGAGUUCUGGAAGAAAUAUGCAGUAGUAGGUACUCUGAAGAGCAAAAACCAUCCCCUAUUUUCUUUUCUAGAAAUGAAAUGCAUUUUCUUAGCAUCAAUUGCCCACAGUGCUGAUAUAUGGGUAGGACUUUACAAAGUAUUGAAUAAACUAUUUGCCAAAGUA